Molecule: messenger RNA, 1339 nt
Organism: Aphanomyces astaci
Lineage: Eukaryota; Oomycota; Saprolegniomycetes; Saprolegniales; Verrucalvaceae
Exons: 3
Coding region: 45-1109 (354 amino acids)
Source: RefSeq, a predicted model, not a curated record
CGGAUACAGCACAGGCGACUUUCCCGACGACAAUUGGAUCGGCCAUGUCAAAUGUGACAGUGGCACCCCCCGUGUUCCACUUGGAAUUCCAUUACAAGGAAAUUGACACGAUGCUGGCCGUCGGGUAUGCGGUCGCGACAUUCAUGGGCCUGUGGGCGCUGUGUGCCCACCUCAACAACGUUGCGUCGCGAGACGUCGCGACGACGGGAUUCUACCUGCUCAUGAGCCUUGCCUCCCUUGUCCGCGGUGCAUGGUUCUCCACUCCGUUCAGUAUCCACGUUUCGGGGUAUGUCCCCCAGCGGCUGCAUAUCUUUGACGACGGCUGGACGAUGCUGUUCCUGUCCGAGGUGGCAGAGAUGUUCGGCACCUUUUUUCUCUACUCGAUAUUCAUCCUCAUGGUCGUGUUCUGGGCCGACAUCCUUCGACGAGCGUUUGAGCCCCAUGCGUACGCAGAGUCACAUCCGAUGCGCGUGUUCCUGUCGCUCUUGGUAUUUCUCUUCCUCUACGUGUCCACAGGCUUUGCGCUGUUCGCCCUCGACCGCAUCGAUUCGCUCCUCUUGCUCAUGUACAACGACAUCGCCGUCGCCCUGCUGUCCACUGUGUGCGCCAUAUUUGUCGGCAUCUACUGCUGCCGCAUGCGCACGGUCCUCAUUGCGUUCUUCGAAGUGAGUCAGAUCGAAACCACAGGGCGUAUCCAAACAGUCACGCGCACCGGUAUCCUCUGCGCCACAUUUCUCAUGGCGAAUGCUUGCUUUGCCACGGCCAUGGGGUACCACAUGUAUCAGCUCUUGACCGUCGGGUCGCCCCCGCUUCGUGCGUCCAACGACUCCAUGUCGUGGUGGCUGCUCCUCAUGACCAAGCACUUGGUCGAGAUCUUCGUCCUGUACGCGCUCCUCUUCCUCCUCUGCGGCGCCACGGCAGGCGACAAUGACUCCAAGUCGUCCCAAAGUGACAUCCGCCGCCAAUACGACACCAUUCCGGACGGACCCCAGUUGUCCCCGUUGUCCGAUGCCUCCAUCAUGGCCACCAGACGCCCGUCCUCGCAACGCCAGUUUCGCCUAGAGCAGCCUCCGUCGAAUCCCCCGUCGUCGUCCCGUCACCAUCCUUAGUAUGAUGAGUAUGAGUCGCGCAUUCAUUUUAGCGUCCCACGAUGAAAUCUUCAAACCUCUGUCAAGCAAGCUAACGUAGAAAACCAAUUUAAGGUCACUUUUUCCGAGACGCUGAACGAAGCUCAGCAUGGAUGCAUCAGAUUGUCAAAUUCCGAAAAGUGCUGGAUGAGGCCAAAGCGGAGUAGAUUCGUUGGACAUUCAAAUAAUCGUGUUUUAACGUCUAAUUUGAC